Molecule: messenger RNA, 3371 nt
Organism: Liolophura sinensis
Lineage: Eukaryota; Metazoa; Mollusca; Polyplacophora; Chitonida; Chitonidae
Product: CDP-diacylglycerol--inositol 3-phosphatidyltransferase-like
Exons: 6
Coding region: 138-797 (219 amino acids)
Biological process (GO): phosphatidylinositol biosynthetic process
Cellular component (GO): membrane; Golgi apparatus
Molecular function (GO): CDP-diacylglycerol-inositol 3-phosphatidyltransferase activity
Source: RefSeq, a predicted model, not a curated record
UGCAACGUGCGAUCGUGAUUAGAUCGACGCGAGUUGAGUUCACCGACAAAUUUAUAUUCGCACACCGACAUAUUUUUGCCACGUUGAAAGAAAUCACGCCCGCGCAUCAUAGUCAGGCGGCUAAAACUGCAGCAGUCAUGGAGGAAAAUGUUUACCUGUUUGUUCCGAAUCUUAUAGGCUAUGUACGAGUGGUCUUAGCCCUGGCCUCAUUUUACUUCAUGCCAUCUAAUCAUGUGUUAGCAGCCACAUUGUACCUGUUGAGUGGCUUCCUCGAUGCUUUGGAUGGUCAUGCUGCACGAUACUUUAAUCAGUGUAGCCGUUUGGGAGCGUUACUGGACAUGGUGACAGACCGUUUCACGACGAUGGGUCUACUGGCAACACUGUGUUAUCUCUACCCUUCUUACAUGUUCUUCUUCCAGCUGAGUAUGGUUAUAGACAUUGUCAGCCACUGGAUUCACACUCAGAGCUCAUUAAUCAAAGGGUCCACCAGUCAUAAGGUCAUUGACCUUUCCGCCAAUCCGAUUCUGCGUCACUACUACCAUAACAAGGUGAUCUUAUUCACCAUGUGUGCCGCUAACGAGCUAUUCUACUGCUUGCUUUACCUGUGUCACUUCACCUGUGGUCCAGUCUUGCCAUUGUUCAAUGUGGGCUUGUGGACAGUCCUGGCUGUGCUGACGUGUCCCUUAGCUAUUGUGAAGAGCGGAAUCAGCGUGGUUCAGUUGUGGGCAGCCUGUGAGAAUGUAGUGACCAUAGAUGUGGCGGAGAGGCAACAGGCCAGAAGGAACAAGGCUGAUUAAGGAGUACUUGUGAUCAUAGCAUAAUGUAAAUGUAUACAGAUAUAUACAAAAUGUUUGUGAGAGCUUUCUAAAAUGUAACCCCACAUACAGUUGGAGGGCUAUAUCGCAAACUCAUGUACAUGUGGUAUUUACAUGUACAUACAUACAUACAUGUAUAAGAGCAAUGGAGAUGUAACAGUGCAACAUUUGUUAAUGGUUGCCAUGGUAAUUACUGUCUUGUAACAAUGACAACAAGAAGGCCUUGUGAAACAGGCCCUUGGAGGACAGCCUGACAUAAUAUUUCAUUUGUGGUAAAUGUCUUUAAUACUGAAGUAGUAAGUUAUUGUAUGAGGAAGUCUAGUGUGUUAUCAUUGAGUUACCACAUUUAUUGUUUCUAUGUGAGAGAAGAAAAGGCAGCAGUGAUUCUUACUUGAGCAUGACGUUUUUAACCAUCAUCUCUUUAAACCAUCAGAGUUCAUCACCUGGUGAACUGUAGAAAUUGGAACAUUAAGCGAAAAUGUGGUCUCGAGUAGUCCACAUUUUUUUAUCCAAAAAUAUUCUGAAAAUUUGCUGGAUACAGCUUAGGUGUGUCAAAAAAGACAAACUUAUGAGGCGUCUUUCAACUUUUUGUCUUGUCUCAUCUUUCCUGAAAGCACUAUCUACACAUGUUCUUCACGAUGUGGAAUCCCCUGAGUUCUAGCUGGUUUCCUCCUACCGUAAUGUUGGCCGCUGUCAUACUAUAGUUCGAUAUAAAAUACCAAUCAAAUAAACAAAAUCAUGACGUGGAAUAUGGGCAUUAUUUAUUAUUGUUUAUGAAGCUGUUAUACGAUAGUGUGGUGUUCUAAUGAUUUAAGCCCACGUGAAAACGUAAUCAAACAUAUAUGGGGGGCCUCCAUGGCUCAGUCGGUUAACGCGCUAGCUAUGACCCAGGAGCCUCUCACCUAUGUGGUCGCUGUGAGUUCAAGUCCAGCUCAUGCUGGCUUCCUCUCCGGCCGUACGUGGGAAGGUCUGACAGCAACCUGCGGAUGGGUGUGGCUGUGCCCGGUUUCCACCCACCAUAAUGCUGGCCGCCAUCGUAUAAGUGAAAUAUUCUUGAGUACGGCUUAAAACACCAAUCAAAUAAAUAAAUGAACAUAUAAAAAUUUUUUCCCCAUAAUCUUGCACUUGUUUGUAUUAUCCCCUUCAGAGACUUUUGUAAUUUUUGUGGGGAUGAUUUGCAAUACGAAAUAAGCAAAAGGACAACAUACAAUGCUGUUCAUUUAAUGUUCUGUCAGUCUUGAAGUAUAUUGCCAGGGAUGGUUGUACAUAUUUGUGUAUUUUAAUUUAACUAUACUGUCAUUAGCAUAAAGGGACAGCAGCACUUUUUCCAAAGACAGAGGUCAGAGGGCUUAGUCUCAAACAUAGGCAUUGUGUUAUUCUUUAUUAUAUAAUAAUUUAUUAUUAUUUGACAUUAUUCUUUUAUGUAUGAGCAAAUGAACUGUACAAGUACAUGCACCUUUUUAACCAGUGCUACCCUUUAUUUUAGCUUUAUUACAUUAAAAUGACAUGUAUAGAAAUUAAAUGUUUCAACCUGGUAAUUUUUUUUCUGUUUCAUCUUUUACUGAUUAUACUUUUUUAUUUUUGUUGAGACUGCAUUUAGUUUGAUAUGUAUCAUAUUUUCUUUAGGCAUGUAACUUGUAAAUGUUUUUUUUUUUGUUGUUGUUUUUGUUUAAUUGAGCCUUUGACUGCCCUUGAUCAGAUGAAUUGUUUUAUCUAGUGGUCACAAUUUGUUUGCAUAUGAUACAUGUAAAAUGUCAUCCUAUUAGCAUAUUAGAAACUGGCUAUACCCCCUGGGUAGUUAAAUAUAGAACUCUAUCAAGCAGUUUCCAGGUUGAUCAGUAUACAUCAUCAUUGAAAGCAUGAUUGAGAGGUUUUCGUACAUCGUGGGAAGUCGGUAUUAAAUGGUGUAAGGGCGUAAUAUUUGUUUGUACAGUAUGUUUAAUUUGUGUGAAUUAUUUCCCUAGGUAGUGAUAGUAUAAUGUAUGUGUUAUCUCCCCCACAUAAUGUAUGUGUUAUCUCGCCCUCAUAAUGUAUGUGUUAUCUCGCCCACAUAAUGUAUGUGUUAUCUCUCCCGCUAUAGCAGGAAACACAUUCCAUAAAUAUCAUGUGUUCAAAAUUUAUGACUCGCCCUGUAUGGAAAAAUAUUUGUUUAUAUUACAUAAACACAACUUUGACAUCAAGAGGGCGGUUAUAAUAUAAUUUCAUUUGAAGGAGACUGACCUUCCAUUGGAAAGGUUAGAUCAUACAGUUGUAGUCCGAAAAACAAGAUAAUCAACACUGAUAAAAGUUUGAUGACAACCGUGAAAUAAGCCAUUUUACCCAGCAUUAGCUUUUUGUGAUCAGGGUAUUUCAGCUUAAGGUUAGCUGUUUUCAAGUGACACAUUUUUCUUGAUUCCGUACAGUUCAAUCACCCUUAAGGGCCCUUUAAGAGUGUGUUAGGAAGUAUGAUGAAUUUUUAUUAUAAAAAACUAAGAGGUAGCAUCAAAAGUUUUAUUUUAGGACCUUUAUGUGCUUCUGAAGGUGUAUUUUUACAGGCGAAGCGUUAGGUGAAAUGCA